AUGAAAUUGGCUCCAGAAACAAUCAAUAAACUACAAAGAGACACCGCCAAUGUCCGUAACAUCUGCAUUUUGGCCCAUGUUGACCAUGGAAAGACGUCUCUAAGUGACUCUUUGCUUGCCACUAAUGGUAUCAUCUCACAGCGAAUGGCAGGAAAGAUCCGGUUCUUGGACUCGCGUGAGGAUGAACAAUUGCGAGGCAUUACUAUGGAAGCUUCCGCAAUUUCCUUGUAUUUCAAUAUUAUGAGACGGAAACAGGGUACAGAAGAAGUUGAGCUUAAAGAGCAUCUCAUCAAUUUGAUUGAUUCACCCGGCCACAUCGACUUUUCCUCCGAAGUGUCUACAGCAUCGAGACUUUGUGAUGGUGCAGUAGUUCUAGUCGAUUCUGUCGAAGGUGUCUGCUCUCAAACAGUCAAUGUUCUACGUCAAUGUUGGGUGGACAACCUAAAGCCACUCCUUGUAAUCAAUAAGCUAGAUCGUCUUGUAACAGAAUGGCAAUUAUCGCCUUUGGAGGCAUAUCAACACAUUUCGCGAAUCAUUGAGCAGGUCAAUUCCGUGAUUGGGUCGUUCUUCGCUGGUGACAGAAUGGAAGACGAUCUCAAAUGGAGGGAGGCUGGUUCUCAGGGCGAGUAUGUCGAGCGCUCGGAUUCAGACUUGUACUUUGCACCAGAGAAAAAUAACGUCAUAUUCGCAUCUGCCAUAGACGGUUGGGCCUUUUCGAUCAAUACUUUUUCAAAGAUCUACUCGGCAAAGCUCGGCUUUUCACAGGCAGUUCUUGCAAAAACAUUAUGGGGCGACUACUACUUGGAUAUGAAAAACAAAAAAAUUAUCCCCGGUUCAAAAUUAAAAUCAUCUCAGUCCAACCUCAAGCCAUUGUUUGUCACUCUCAUAUUGGAUCAAAUAUGGAGCAUCUACGAUUCAAUUGUAAUCGCUAGGGAUGACAGCAAAAUAGAGAAAAUCAUAGCUAAGCUAGGCGCAAAAAUUCCUCCUCGUGAUAUGCGCUCCAAGGACAACAAAAAUCUUCUAAACGUUUUGAUGUCACAGUGGAUUCCACUUAGUCACGCUUUGCUUGGAGCAGUAAUCGAAUACUUACCAAAUCCACAGAAAGCGCAGCAAGAAAGAAUCGAGGGAAUCUUGAAAGAGUGUUUGUAUAGUGCAGUUGCCGUGGGAGAAGAGUCUGUGGAUGAGGACUCGCUCAUAGAACCAGAAUUCAAAAGUGCCAUGAUUAACUGUGACGCAUCAGAUCCUGAAGAUCACACAUUCGCUUACGUCUCUAAAAUGAUUUCCGUUCCCGAACGUGAAUUACCAAAAGAGGUUGUCGCAGAGCUCUCUUCGGCAGAUGUGCAAGAAAAACAAAGGUUGGCCAGAGAGAGAGCCAGAAAAGCUGACGCAGAAAUCGCAGCUGCAAUGGCAGCUACAAAGUUGAGCGGGGAUGGCGAUGAUAUUUAUCUUGAAACCAGGCCAGACCAGUUCGAAUGGGAGUUCGAAGAGGAUGAAGACGACGAAGACGAGGAAGAAGCCGAAAAUGAAGUUUUAGUCGCAUUUACUAGAGUUUACUCUGGAGAGCUCUCGAAGGGACAGCGUGUGUGCAUUGUGGGUCCUAAAUACGAUCCGUCUUUGCCAAAGAAGCACCCAACAAACAUCGAGCAAUUGAUUGAAGACAUUGAAAUAGAAGAUCUUCUUCUUAUAAUGGGAAGAGAGUUUGUUCGGGUUGACUCUGUUCCUGCCGGAAAUUUGGUUGGUGUUGUCGGGCUUGGUGACAUUAUUCUUAAAAAUGCUACCAUCAUGUCGGAGGUCCCCGAAGAGAAGCCUUAUAUCAACAUGGCUUCUACGUCAACUCUCAUUCACAAUAAACCAAUCAUGAAAGUUACUAUUGAGCCACAAAAUCCACUCAAACUCUUCAAACUCGAAAAGGGAUUGGAUUUGCUAUCCAAGGCUGAUCCUGUCUUAGAGUGGUAUGUUGAUGAUGAUUCAGGAGAGUUGAUCGUUUGUGUGGCUGGUGAGUUGCAUUUAGAGAGAUGUCUCAAAGAUCUCGAGAAGAGAUUUGCGCCCGGUUGCGAGGUCACAAUCAAAGAGCCCGUCAUUCCAUUCCGUGAAGGUUUGGCAAACGAAUCGACUUCAACUCAGGCUCAGGUUGUUGUCAAUACAGACGAUACUGAAGUCUCGAAAGACGAGGUCGAAGUUCAGCUCGAAGUGUACCCUAUGCCCACAGAAGUGACCGCAUUUUUGAUCAAAAGUGAGGUAGAGAUCAGCGAGUUAAUAGCUCAACGACUCAAACACCCAGACGAACGUCCAAGCAAACAAUUACUAGAGUUUCAAAAUGAAUUGAAAAAGCUUUUUAAAGAACACUCUUCAGAGCAAAAAUUUGUCGAAGCUUUUGGCAGUACAGAUUCCCUUGUUGACAGCAUUGUUAGUUUCGGCCCAAGAAGAAUUGGUCCAAAUGUUCUUGUCGAAAGUCCACUGAAUAACCAGCAGUUCCGCAGAGUUUUCUCAACUGAGGACACCACGAGAUUUGUAUUCGAGUCUAAUGUGCUCAAUGGGUAUCAACUAGCCAUGAAUGAGGGACCCUUAGCUGCAGAGCCGGUUCAAGGCACUAUUGUUGUCUUGAGAAAGACAUAUAGACAAGAGACCGAGGAGUUACUUCUCAAUUUGAGUAGUCGUGUUUUGAAGAUGACUAAGCAACUCAUUCAUGCAGCCUUCUUGAAGAAUUCUCCUCGCUUGUUCCUUGCAAUGUACACAUGUGAAAUCCAAGCAUCGCCAGAUGUCAUUGGUAAGGUGUAUGCUGUUGUUCAGAAGAGAGGAGGCCUGAUCAUUUCAGAAGAGUUGAAGGAAGGAACUCCAUUCUUCACAAUUACUGCUAGGAUUCCAGUUGUCGAAGCAUUUGGGUUCACAGAGGAAAUGAGAAAACGUACAUCUGGAGCCGCCAGUCCGCAAUUGAUUUUUGAUGGCUUCGACAUGUUAGAUAUUGAUCCUUUCUGGGUUCCACACACCGAAGAGGAGCUUGAAGAGCUAGGAAUCUAUGAGGAAAGAGAGAAUGUUGGGCGUAAGUACAUGAACGCCAUUCGCCGGAGAAAGGGAUUGUUUGUCGAUGAGAAGGUGGUCAAGAACGCAGAGAAGCAGAGAACUUUGAAGAAGGAUUAG
Australozyma saopauloensis is the source of this 3138-nucleotide messenger RNA. It is a transcript of the gene RIA1, whose product is annotated as GTPase. Gene Ontology annotation, cellular component: ribonucleoprotein complex; cytosol. Gene Ontology annotation, molecular function: GTPase activity; GTP binding; ribosome binding. The record is from RefSeq and is a predicted model, not a curated record. Lineage: Eukaryota; Fungi; Ascomycota; Pichiomycetes; Serinales; Metschnikowiaceae. The coding region runs from base 1 to 3138 and encodes 1045 amino acids. Gene Ontology annotation, biological process: cytosolic ribosome assembly. The transcript has a single exon.